This is a messenger RNA of Effrenium voratum, 574 nucleotides long. Lineage: Eukaryota; Dinophyceae; Suessiales; Symbiodiniaceae. The record is from the annotation of a GenBank genome assembly.
GAGGAGUCAAUCUUUGCCAGCCAAGGCAGCGUUGCUUCACAAGUUGGACUUUCGCAGACCUUGCAGCUGGCGCCUGCUGCCGCUGACCAUUGCCAAGGUGAAGGCAACCCAGGCUGCGCAUGGUGAGAAAUCUGGCAACCCGGCUAGCAGCGCCCCGACCACCAGUCCCAACACUGCAGGCCUGCAGGCCAGCAGCCCAGAGGCGAAAGCUUCCAAGGCCAUGAAGAGGCCGGCCGCCAAGACUUGUGACGCUCCAGUCAUGAAGAAGCCAGCUGCAGCCGUGCGAGAGGAGCUGUGGAAGGAUCACUUGGAGCGUCUGUUUUGGCGACUGGCUGAGAAUGACACGCCGCUGGAGGACGCGCUGGAGUUGUUCUAUGAGAAGCAGAAACAUCUUGACUGCCAUGACCAUCGCUCUCCCGCCGAGUUGUCCUUGGAGCCGGCAUCCCCGGAGCCUUCUGAGCCUGGGUCCGUGGACGAGGUGCCUGCUGCACAGCUGUCGCCAGCUUCUGAUGAGCAGUCUGGAGAUGGCCCAGCGCAAGCUACUUGCGAACCACCCGAGAAGAUGAAGAAGAUG